This is a messenger RNA of Clupea harengus (Atlantic herring), 614 nucleotides long. RefSeq names its product gamma-crystallin M1-like. The record is from RefSeq and is a predicted model, not a curated record. Gene Ontology annotation, biological process: visual perception; lens development in camera-type eye. Lineage: Eukaryota; Metazoa; Chordata; Actinopteri; Clupeiformes; Clupeidae. Gene Ontology annotation, molecular function: structural constituent of eye lens.
AUGCUGUGCUUGUUCCCUUUGCUGCAGAUCACCUUCUACGAGGAGAAGAACUUCCAGGGGCGCUCUUAUGAGUGCAUGAGCGACUGUUCCGACAUGUCCUCCUACAUCAGCCGUUGCCAAUCCUGCAGGGUGGAGAGCGGCUGCUUCAUGGUGUACGAGCGUCCCAACUUCAUGGGCAACCAGUUCUUCAUGAAGAGGGGCGAGUACACUGACAUGCAGCGCAUGCAGAGCAUGGGCAUGAUGUUCGACAACAUCAGGUCCUGCCGUAUGAUCCCUCAUCAUAGAGGACAGUUCAGAAUGAAGAUCUACGAGAGGGAGAGCUACGCUGGUCAGAGUAUGGAGCUGAUGGAUGACUGUGACUCCAUCAUGGAUCGCUACCGCAUGUCUGACUGCCAGUCCUGCAAUGUUAUGGAUGGCCACUGGCUCAUGUAUGAGCAGCCCCACUUCAGAGGCAGAAUGAUGUACAUGAGGCCUGGAGAGUACAGAAGCUUCAGGGACCAGGGCUUCAGCAACACCAGAUUCAUGAGCAUGAGGCGCAUCACUGACAUGUGUUAGUUUCUGUUUCAAACAACUAAUUUGUACAAAACAGCCACAAUAAACUAAAAACAUUCAUG